UGACAGCUGAGGAACUGUGGCGAGGCGUGCUGGCAGAAUCCGGCGCUGGAGCCAGAAAGGGCAGAGGGAAGCGAACCAAACGCAAACUGAGGAGAGACCUCAAUCGAGGACAGAUCAUUGGAGAAGGUCGAGGUGGUUUCUUGUGGCCUGGUCUGAAUGCUCCGGUUCUAAAAGAUGGCGCCGUGCAGAGCUUCAGCCGAAGGAAUGAUGCUGAGCAACAGGAAGUUCAGGCGGAACUAACGCGACAGAGGGAUGAGUGGGAGAAGAGGAGGAGGAUGAGGGUGAAGAGGGAGAGAGGCUGGACAGGGAACUCCUGGGGGGGCAUCAGCCUGGGACACCCUGACCCUGGACCCAAUGGAGAAACCUAUGAAGACUUUGAUUCUCGAGUUAUUGAGGUUAAGAGUGUAUUCAACAUGACGGCGAAGGAGGGAAGGAAGAGGUCCAUCAGCUGUUUGGUUGCUGUAGGAAACGGCAACGGAGUGGCAGGGUUCGCUUUGGGUAAAGCAGCAGACAGAAAUGCAGCUCUGAGGAAGGCCAAGAACCGAGCCAAACGGCAUUUGUACCACAUAGAAAGAUACAACGACCACACCAUUUAUCAUGACAUUGACUCCAGGUUCAAGAGGACAACUCUGCGUAUGAAGAAGCAAAACGAGGGUUAUGGUCUGCACUGCCACAGGGCAGUCAUCACUCUCUGCAAGCUGAUUGGCAUUAAGGACAUGUACUGCAAAGUAGACGGGUCAGUCAAUCUCCUGAACAUCACUCGGGCACUCUUCACCGGAUUGGCCAAUCAGGAAACCCACCAAGCACUGUCCGACAAGAAGCAGCUCCAUGUUGUGGAGUUCCAGUCUCACCGAGGCCCGCUACCUGUAGUGGUGGCAAGCCCUAAAGACGGGGUGCGCCCCAACCCGGAGUCCAAGGAUGAGAUCCCCAAUACCAAGCUGCACUGGGACGACGUUCAAGCUGCACAGAGAAUCAAACGCUCCAUUUGGGCUGGGGUGAAACGCACCGUCUGGUAGAGCAAAACACAAAUUUAGUGAUUGUUGCUGUUGAUGUAGUUUUGAAAAGCUGAAAGGACAAA
Messenger RNA from Cyprinodon variegatus (sheepshead minnow), 1078 nucleotides. RefSeq names its product mitochondrial ribosomal protein S5 (gene mrps5). Gene Ontology annotation, cellular component: ribosome. Gene Ontology annotation, biological process: translation. The record is from RefSeq and is a predicted model, not a curated record. The transcript has 10 exons. Lineage: Eukaryota; Metazoa; Chordata; Actinopteri; Cyprinodontiformes; Cyprinodontidae. The annotation marks the transcript as partial. Gene Ontology annotation, molecular function: RNA binding; structural constituent of ribosome.